This is a messenger RNA of Arabidopsis thaliana (thale cress), 1453 nucleotides long. RefSeq names its product Nucleolar histone methyltransferase-related protein. Bases 158 to 706 code for a protein of 182 amino acids. The record is from RefSeq and is marked reviewed. NCBI's taxonomy places the organism in Eukaryota, Viridiplantae, Streptophyta, Magnoliopsida, Brassicales, Brassicaceae. The transcript is spliced from 5 exons.
GUUGACCCAAACAAAUACUAUAUUAUUUUUUUAAUUCGAUUUCAUUCAAAGAAGCAUUUUUGGGAGACGAGGAGGCGAUCCACGGCUUAUUCUUAAGAAACCUUCCACAGUCGCCGCCGAUUUUAUCUUCUCCGCCGGAAUUGUGAGGGAUCAACAAAUGGCUCCCAGAGGAAGAAGAAAGAAGGCUGGAUUGAUGCGAGAGGAUGCAGCACGAGAUCGCAUGAGAGGAUUUGGGUUUCAUGAGCAUGUUAUCAGUGAGAGUAUUAAGGAACUGUUAGAGGUCUACGAAGACCAAUGGUUUUUGAUUGAAGAUGAUAGCUAUGGUCCCCUCCUUGCUAUCUGCCUUGAAAAGCAAGAGGAAAAAGAGAAACAAUUGGCUGAAGUACAAGCCAACCAAUUGCCUGAGAAUCACAAUGAAGAGAUGGCUGAGGAAGAACAACCCAAUCAAUUGGCUGUGGAAAUACACGAAGAAGAGAAGGAGCAGGAGCAGGACAUGCAUAUUGAGUAUGGAAGAGACCAAGCUGAUGAGUUAUCAAUCAAUAGCGAAGCAGUCAAUGACCCAUCACCAGCAGCUAUUCAUUUGGGAGAAGCAUCAUCAGAUUAUGCACAAAGUUCUGUUCGAGGUAAUAAAAGCUUUUUUACUCAUAUCCAUACCAAUCUCAACAUAAGAAAUGAAACAUUCUUUUACUGCGGUCAAAAUAAUUGAUUAGGUGUGGAGAAUCUUCAUUGUGGAUGGCUAAUUGAUGAGGAGGAGACGGAUCCUGAGGAGGAAACGGAUCCAGAGGAGAAGGAGACCGAGCCAGAGGAUCCAAAGGAGAAGGAGACGGAGCCAGAGGAGGAUAGUGAUGGUGAUGAUGAUGAGAUCAUUCAGCUUACUCCAGAACCUCUUUGUGAAGAACUUCAAGAGCUUCUCAGGGAAGUACGUGGACAGAAGAGGAGGAAGAAAGAGAUGAGGUGGGACAAGUAAAGGAGCUAUGGAGCUCCUGUAAGUAGCAAAUUGAUAUAUAUGUUAGGAAGCCAAAUAGUAGUAGUAAGCUAUAGUAUUGUGGUGAAAAAAGGUAAAACGACCCAUCUUAACAUCUCUUGAGAUAUUGGUUUUUAAUAAUUUGUGAUGGAGUAGAGAAAGCAGAUAGUCUUUAUCAGUAGUUGUAUGAGUCAUACAAUAGUACCCGAACCCACUUAUCCAAAGAUCAAUGUCGAAAGUGGAAACCAAAUCCCUCUAAAGUAAAUUGAAUAGCCAGUCUAAAAGUUAGACCAAAUCUGAAAGUCGGUUUAAUUGCAAUUAUACCUUCUAAAUGCAAGAACCAAUAUCAACCGGUACUUCAUAUUCUUUUGAUUUUUGAUUUGUACAUAUAAACUUUUUUUUGUACAUAUAAACUUAAAUGCAAGUAUAGCUUGACUUGUAUUUUACACAUCAGCGGAAAAGUUUGAGAGAGGAAGCAUAUUGUAUUUC